AUGCAAGCCAUCCGAGUCCACCCCGCACCACCCUCAGAACCCGCCUACUCCCCCACAAACCCAGCCCCGCCCUCCGCGCUACACCUCGACACCAUCGCCAUCCCCAAACCUACCGAACAUGGCCAGCUCCUCGUCCGCAUCAAAGCAACAACCAUCAUCCGGGACAUGCUCACAUGGCCCGAGACGUAUGAGCGCGCAUUCCCAGUCCUGGGCCAUGACUUUUCCGGGAUCGUGACGGAAGUAUUCUCCGGAGCUUCAAAUUCCAGCGAUUCAAGCUCCGGAGACCCGGGCUCUUCCGCCCUUAAGCCCAGCGACGAGGUCUUUGGCAUGGCGCAUGCAGACCGCGGGUCUACCUGGGCCGAGUAUGCGCUCGUCACGGCGAACGAAGUCGCGCUGAAGCCGCGGGGCAUGGGGUGGGAGGAGGCGGCGGCGUUGCCGUUGAGUGCUCAGACGGCGUAUGAGGCGCUUUUUGAGCAUGCGGGGAUUCCUGCUCCUUCAAUUAUCUCUACUUCUACUAAGACGCGUCAAGACGAUGCGGAUGGUGCAGCACAGCAAUUGCAGGUGUUGGUCACCGGUGCCGCUGGCGGAGUCGGCAUCUACCUCGUGCAACUCGCUGCUAGUGCAGGCGUGCAUGUCGUUGCUGCGACGAGCUCGAACGAGCGCAAUGAAUCAUUUCUGCGCGGUCUUGGCGCGGAUGAGGUUGUUGAGUACGGCCAGCUGGAGAAUGAUGUCGAUCGGUUCGAUGUUAUCGUCGAUGCAGUGGGCGGGGAUGUGUUAACACAGUGCUGGAAAUAUGUUAAGGGCAGUGGGACACUGGUCACGGUGGAUUCUGCGAGCUUUGAUUUCGUGGCGGAGCAUCGCCGCCGGGGGAUUAGUCGGGAGGGCGUGAAAGCGCUAUUUUUUAUUGUCGAGGGGAGUGGCCCUGUGUUGCGGUCUUUGGCGGAUCUCGUCGAUCGGGGGAGGCUCAAGUCUUUUGUGGCGGAGUCUUUUCCGAUUGCGCGGGCGAAGGAGGCGUAUGAGUAUGCCAAUGGGCGGUAUUCGGGGAGAGGAAAGAUUUUGCUUACCCUUUGA
Messenger RNA from Penicillium alfredii, 1071 nucleotides. RefSeq names its product NADP-dependent oxidoreductase. The record is from RefSeq and is a predicted model, not a curated record. The coding region runs from base 1 to 1071 and encodes 356 amino acids. The transcript has a single exon. Gene Ontology annotation, molecular function: oxidoreductase activity. NCBI's taxonomy places the organism in Eukaryota, Fungi, Ascomycota, Eurotiomycetes, Eurotiales, Aspergillaceae.